GACCAGUGAAAGCUAUCAAGACAGAAAAGGAAUAACCAAACCCAAAAGAAAUCAGAAGCCAAUCUUCAUAAGCCAAUAAUACAUGUGUAUAAAUCGAACCAUUCAAAGCUCCCAUUUUCCCUCAGACAUUCAAUAUUACGAGAGAGUGAGAAUUGAAGUCACUUGCAUACUAAUUACUCAACAUAUGACGACGGAGGGAAAGCCAUUUGCAGCAGCUAAUCGGGUUUUCGAAGAUAUUGAACUGCCAUCAUCGGCAGAGUGGGUUCAAGAGGAAGGAUAUGACACUCUCAUCGUCAAUCUGCAAGGAUAUAAGAAGGAGAACCUGAGGAUCCAGGUAACCUCAACUCGGAACAUACGGGUGCUCGGUGAACGCCCAGUUCGUCCAGAAAACAAUAUAUGGCAGCGCUUCCGCAAGGAAUUUCCAGUUCCAUCAAAUUGUGAUGUUAAUGAAACCUCCGCCAGGUUUGACAACGGCUUCCUUUACGUCAAGAUUCCGAAAACAAUAGCUCCGGUUAUCGAAACAGCAGCAGCAAAUAAGGAUCAGAAACCACAAAAGCCAGCCACCGGAACAGCACCACCACCGCCCACAGAAUCAAAUCCAAAGCCUCGGAAGCCCACAAGCAGCACUACUGCUUAUGUACCACACACUGCAGCAGCUUCAACUCAAAAGAAUCUUAACAAUAAUGCGCAAAGGUGGACCAAUCCUGCGGCUCAAGAACAAAUACCGCCUAAUUCGAGUGCCAUUAAGGAGAACAAAACCGAUGGAUCAUCAUCAAAAGUUAAUAGUGGAUCACAAGCAAAGUAUGCUAACAAUGCUGCAACAGCUGAACCGAAGGCACCCGAUCAGAAGGAGAAAGUAGUAGCAGCUGUUACUACUGAUCAACCAAGAAAGGUGAAUAAGAUAAGUACUACUACUUAUGAGGAGGGAGUAGCUGAGGGUCGCACUAAUGGUGCUUCUAAGAAGUUCACAUCAAUGGAGAAAGAAAAGAGGGAUGUGUUUUCAGCAAAUGCUCAAAUUGUGGAAGAAAGAUCAUCACCUAAUACUGAAGAUGUUGAUCGCAGUAAAAGGGUUGAUGAGGAAAAUGCAAAAACUGAAGAGUAUUGUAGUAGGACACAAGGCGGGCGUGGUUAUUACAGGCAGGUUGUUGAUGGGUUAAUCAUGGAGCUCAAGGAGCCAAGGAAGAUGGUAAACUUGGCUGUGGCAUUUGGACUUGUUUUAGUACUUAGCUUAUAUGUCAAAUAUGCUGUCAAUUCCAUUAAGGAAUUCCGCCAAGAGCUGUAA
Messenger RNA from Fragaria vesca subsp. vesca, 1282 nucleotides. RefSeq lists its product as uncharacterized. Lineage: Eukaryota; Viridiplantae; Streptophyta; Magnoliopsida; Rosales; Rosaceae. Bases 83 to 1282 code for a protein of 399 amino acids. The record is from RefSeq and is a predicted model, not a curated record. The transcript is spliced from 2 exons.